AAAGUGAAAGUGAAAUGACGUCCUGUUGACAUAGUUGUUCGUUACAAUAUUUUCGAUUGAUGACGGCAUAUGCAAUUGGAUACCUUUUCGCAGGAGCCAAAAACGAACGGCAUUAAUUUCAUUAGUUAUCUAAGAUCAGCCGAUAUCCCUGAAUCUAUCGUAUCUGUCGGCACGCAUCGCAAUAAGUAGUUUACUUCGAGCGCAUAUUAUCGCAUCCUCUUCAAUAGUGGUAAUGGACCUGGGCUAUCAAAAGGUCUAUAAUCUACGGAUCAUGCUGUUCGUCGCUGCACGGAUGUCUUGUCUACAGAUGUCAAUUGGGGCUUCGUUUAGCCUUCUCCGGCAGCCACAUGCUGCCACAUGUGAUUGUCUGAGCGGCGGUGUCAAUAACAAUAACAGCUGGAGCAUAUCAACUAUUGGAAAGACUGAAUAUCCUGCUCUUGCUGCCAGGCAGAAUGAGGUGCACAUAGGAUUUCUCGCCGGAUACGUGCACUCGAAGGUAAUCUUGGGCGCUUUGUUACUGGCCAUCGAGAACAUCAAUAACGAUACCACGUUGCUUCCCGGCAAAACGGUACGACUAAAACCAGUCGACAUAGGUGCACAGAAGUCAUUGAAAGCGUAUCCCAUCCGGAAAAUGACCGAAAUGCGAGACGAGGGAAUAGCUGCGUUCAUAGGACCGGAUGAGACCUGCACGACGGAAGCGCUGGUAGCCUCUGCUUGGAAUAUUCCAAUGAUUUCGUAUAAAUGUGCCGACGCGGCUGUAUCCGACAAGAACGUCUACAGCAGUUUUGCCAGAACGCUGCCUCCGGCGACAAAAGUAUCGAAGAGUGUUGUUUCACUGCUACUGGCUAACAAUUGGCACUGUUUCACAAUAGUGGCCGGCAAACACCCCGCGUGGAGUAUGGAGAUUGCACACGCCGUUAAGAUUCAAGCGGAAACUAAUAACCUGACUGUCAAUCACUUCCGAGAGUACUCCGAUUAUAUUCCGUCGAAAAUUUAUAAAUUACAGAACAUAGUGGACGAGACAUAUCAGACAACGAGAAUAUACAUUUUUGUUGGUGAAUACAUCGAAAUGGUGGAUUUCGUGCGUUGCUUGCAGCAUCGGGAUCUUUUAAAUAGUGGAGACUACAUGGUCAUAUCGAUAGAUGAUGAAAUAUAUGAUUCUGGUACUAAGCGGAACAUUUAUCAAGAGUACUCCGAUUUCUAUCAGAAAUAUAUAGGAAGCUCGAAGGAAAAAUUUCCGAACCGAAAGCGGUACAGCUACAAAGAUAUCCAAGAGAGACUGCAGGAGGCAUUUCUAUCGGUUCUCAGAAUUUCUCCACUGUUUCCGCUGAAUCCGCAGUACAAAAAAUUGUGUCACCAAAUUAAGUGGUACGCAAGGCAGGAACCAUUUCAUGUACCACUUCCUACAAAUCCUAAGAUAUUUCAAGAGAUACAGGUUCCAAUAUACGCCGCUCAUUUAUACGAUGCGGUGCUGAUCUACGCUCGGGCUGCAACCGAAGUCAUCCAGAGUGGAGGAGAUAUUCGUGACGGAAGACAGAUUAUGCGCCAUAUUUUCAGUCGCUCGUAUCAUUCGAUACAGGGAUUCGAUGUCUAUAUUGAUGGGAACGGAGAUGCGGAAGGCAAUUUCUCUGUCCUCGCACUACAGAAAGACGAGAAAGUUAACAACUCACUCAACAAGUCCAUGCAGCCGGUGGGGAUGUUCGUGUAUAGCAGCAAUAGCACCCAUUUGCCCGAAUUCAAAUAUUUGAGCUCGUCCAGACCGAUCAUGUGGGUGAAAGGACGGCCUCCGUUGGCAGAACCACCAUGCGGAUUUCACAACGAAAAAUGUCGUCCGAAAACUCGGGACUGGCGGUACAUCACUGGCAUCACGGUAGCUGCCCUAUUCAUCGCUAUAUUGGCCGUCAUACUUUUCAAACAUUAUCGAUACGAGCAGACCUUGGCGUGUCUUCUGUGGAAAGUGGAAAUGAAGGACGUAACUAUUAUUAACUCGCCGGAUGUGUUGUUUUGUAAUGAAUCAAAGAAAAAAUUGACACAGGUCUGCAGACCAAGUAUAAUUACAGCAGGAGGAGAUGCAACAAAACGUGCCUUUACAAAUAUUGGCCUGUACCGAGGAAACAUAGUUGCCAUUAAGUAUUUACACAAGCGUUCAGUAGAUAUUACCAGAACAAUUCGCAAGGAAUUGAAACAGAUGCGCGAGCUGCGUCAUGAGAACUUGAUCACGUUCAUCGGAGCUUCAGUAGAUAAUGGAGCUGUUGCCAUACUGACCAGCUAUUGUGCCCGUGGUAGUUUGGAGGAUGUGCUGGGCAAUGAGGAUCUAUCGCUGGAUCAUAUGUUUGUGUCGUCGUUGGUUAGUGACAUUAUGAGGGGACUCAUCUAUUUGCACGACAGUGAUGUAGGUUCUCAUGGAAAUUUGAGAUCCAGCAAGAUUUUAAUAGAUUCCCGUUGGGUAGCACAAAUAUCUGACUUUGGACUGCACGAAUUCAAGUCUUCUCAAGAGGAACCAAAUAAAUUUGAAAAAGAACUACAACGAAGUCUAUGGAAGUCUCCAGAAAUUCUUCGCAAUCCACAUACUCCCUCCAAAGGAACUCAAAAGGGCGAUGUUUAUUCUUUCGGAAUAAUCCUGUAUGAAAUUAUGGGCCGCAAGGGACCUUGGGGAGAUAUAAACUUAGCAAAUCAAGACAUCAUUGCAAGAGUGAUAUCACCUCAGAAUUAUGGUAUAUUCCGACCACCCCUGCGGAUACUUGAUGCCCCGGAUUAUGUAAUACAGUGUUUGCAAGCUUGUUGGGAGGAAGAUCCGGAAGAUCGACCAGAUAUCCGUCUAGUCCGAGUCAAGUUGAAGCCGAUGCAAGCCGGGUUAAAACCAAACAUAUUCGAUAACAUGUUGGCGAUCAUGGAGAAAUAUGCUUAUAACCUAGAAGGGAUCGUCCAGGAACGCACCAAUCAACUUACUGAAGAGAAGAAGAAAACGGAAUCGUUACUACUGCGAAUGCUGCCUAAGAGCGUAGCAGAAUCUUUAAUGCGUGGCGAGCGCGUCGAAGCAGAAUGUUUCGAUUGUGUGACGAUCUUCUUCAGCGAUCUGGUUGGUUUCACAGAACUAUGUGCCCAAAGUACUCCUUUCGAAGUGGUUGAGAUGCUGAACGAUCUGUAUACAUGCUGUGAUUUCAUUAUUUCAAGCUACGAUGUGUACAAGGUGGAAACAAUUGGCGAUGCCUAUAUGGUUGUUUCUGGUUUACCAAUUCGGAAUGGAGAUCAUCAUGCCGGGGAGAUCGCCUCGCUAGCUUUGCAUUUACUCAAGUCAAUUUCUAACCUGGAAAUUCGUCAUCGUCCAGGCGAAUAUAUUCAAAUCCGAAUCGGGAUUCAUUCGGGGCAAUGCGUUGCUGGAGUGGUGGGACUGAAGAUGCCCAGAUAUUGCCUCUUCGGAGAUACCGUGAAUACUGCCUCGCGGAUGGAGAGCACUGGUGAGCCUCUUAAAAUACAUACAUCAUCGGUAACAUACAAUUUACUGAAAAAAAUGGGUGGAUACAAGUUCGAAGAACGUGGUAUUAUUAAAGUUAAAGGCAAAGGCGACAUGAUGACAUUUUGGUUGGUUGGAGAGGACGACCAGAAGAAGAUGGAUCGGUUUGGUUCUAACGACGCAGUAACCCAUUUGUCACUAUCGUUCGUCCCGGAUUUAAUACGAACUCCAGGACAGUCACAGGUCAACUUAGCGGAUUCGAUUCGUCAACUGAUAAGACUUGAAACAAAGCUGCACCGGCCUCAUCACAGCUGCAGCAAUCAGGAACUUCCUGCGCUCAGCACUCCCUCCAACUUGGGCUGCUAUAUCUGCCACAAACGUAAGAUCUACCAACGUCCACCGGUGAUGCAUGCUGCUUCGCAGAAUUUUUCCACCAAUGGAGAGCUACCAGAGAACAAAGCCAAUUACGUUGACGAUACUGUUUGCACCUGUCGCCGGCAGCAUUGUCUUCUCGAUUACUACAAUGAUAGUCUCAUGACUGUGAGAACCAUUCGAGAGCCAAGAUCGGCUCCUCUGAUCACCUUUAUGCAGUAAACCCGUCAAAUACUUGUACAACGAUUUUAAACUAAGCGGUUUCAACUGAACAGGAUGCCAGAUUAUACAUAAAUGUGUUUUUGGAUGUGAC
Messenger RNA from Topomyia yanbarensis, 4139 nucleotides. It is a transcript of the gene Gyc32E, whose product is annotated as guanylate cyclase 32E. The record is from RefSeq and is a predicted model, not a curated record. NCBI's taxonomy places the organism in Eukaryota, Metazoa, Arthropoda, Insecta, Diptera, Culicidae. Gene Ontology annotation, molecular function: guanylate cyclase activity; protein kinase activity; ATP binding. The transcript is spliced from 19 exons. The coding region runs from base 233 to 4048 and encodes 1271 amino acids. Gene Ontology annotation, biological process: intracellular signal transduction; protein phosphorylation; receptor guanylyl cyclase signaling pathway.